UCCUUUGGGCAACUUCUGGGAGGGGUAAUGGGUGAGGGAUGAAAGCCCUGCCAAGUGGCAGGAGGCCCCGCUGGGGCUGCCCCUCAAAGAGUGCAGUGGAGGAUGUGGAAUGAGAAGUGACUGCCCCUCUGGUUCCAUCUGUCACAGAGCCCAGGGUGCUUCCUUCCUCCCCCACCCCCCUCAGAACACACCCAUUACAUGCUGGACAGCAGCCCCCUUACUGGGCCUGGGACAUCCGUGUCCCUCUGUGCACAGGCUUCACAUCCUUUGGGUGCAAUGUAAGAACCCUUGGUAGGUGAGAAGCCAAGGUCCCAAAGGCGAGCAGCAGGGAAAGUUAACUCCCAUCUAUUCUUGCUCCAGGAGAAGGCCUUUGAUGAGGAAGCUGCCAAAAGCAGCAAAUACAACUCCAGUCACAGGCAGCAGGAAGGAGAGCCACCUCUGCCACCGUGGUCCACAAACCAUGAGCUCCUACUCUGCUGUGAUGGUGGGCUCAGUGGGGAUAGCUCUGACCAUACCUCAUGGAGUCACUGUCAACCCCCUGGCUGCACAGUCUUUGUGCACUGGUUCUCUGGAGUGAGGUCUUUGCAAACAAAGUGGAAAGGGCACCAACUUUGGACUCCAGCACCUAGAUUCAGAGCAGGUCAUUUCACUCAGAAUCUGCUGUGCAUCUGCAUGGGGGAAUCAUAAAGGCUCCUUUGUUUCUUCCCAGUAUUGACAACCCUUCCAGUAAGAGCAAGCCUCAUGUCAUGCCACAUGUACAAUCUGAGGUCAAGGGCCCUCUUUCCCUUUUUCAUCCUCCUGCUGGUACACAAUAGGUGUUUACUGGAUGCUUGUCCCGUUGAGUUCUUGAACAUGGUAAAAGGAAUCUUUCCAAAUCGAAUCUUCGGAAACACUGAGCUUGUGCCUGCCAUGGAAUUCUGAAUUCUAUAUGACGUCUUUGCAAACAUAAAACCUGAAUCUUUGCAAUAUAAAUCCCUUGAAAUGCAUGUAGGCUGAACAUUAAAAGCAAGCAGUAUCUUCAGGGAACAGCUAGUUGGUAAGGUCAGUGUGCAGGGUGCAUAAAGGGCAGAGGUCGGAGGGGAUCCUGGCUAAGUUUAGAAGGCUGCCAGGCAGGUGAAGGCUGCCAGGCAGGUUAAGGCCGGUGGAAAGAAUUCGGUAGGGAGUGAGGAGUCCGCCUAGGAUUCAUUCAGGUUUACUGGUCCGCAUGUGACAAGAAGGACCCAGGAAACACUGAAAAGGCGGGCCCAGCAGAACUCCCACGCAGGGUGAGAGGGGGGAGAGGAGGUGCCUCCAGAGCGCCGGCCGCCUUCCACCCAGUUAGGAUUUGGGAAUUUUUUUUCUUCCCUCUGCGCGUGAUCUGACGCUGUUUGGGGAGGGCGAGGCCGAAACCUGAUCCUCCAGUCCGGGGGUUCCGUUAAUGUUUAAUCAGAUAGGAUCGUCCGAUGGGGCUCUGGUGGCGUGAUCUCCGCGCCCCAGGCUUCAAGCACCCACACCCUAGGUUUCUGCAGUGGCGUCGAGGCGCGCAGGGUUGCAGGCGGGCGUCGCCGCUCAGUUCAGGGUCUGAGCCUGGAGGAGUGAGCCAAGCAGCGAGACUGUCUUGGGCCGGGACGCGUCGUUGCAGCGCACAGCUCCCACCAAGGACUUCGCGCGCCCCUUCGCACGCCCUGACCCUGAACUCCAGCUCCUGCACAGUCCUCCCCACUGCAAGGCACAAGGCGCCGCGGGCGUGGAUUGCGCACAGCUUCUAGGUCUCUUCGCCAGGACCGCAGCCUCUCCUCUGGCCCUGAUGGGCACCGUCAGCUCCAGGCGGCUGUGGUGGCCGCUGCCGCUGCUGUUGCUGCUGCUCCUGGGCCCCACAGGCACCCGUGCGCAGGAGGAGGACGACGACGACUACGAGGAGCUGGUGUUAGCCUUGCGUUCCGAGGAGGACGGCCUGGUCGACGCGCUCCAGCACGGAGCCACCGCCACCUUCCAUCGCUGCGCCAAGGACUCCUGGAGGCUGCCUGGCACCUAUGUGGUGGUGCUGAAGGAAGAGACCCACCGCUCGCAGCCAGAGCGCACCGCCCGCCGCCUGCAGGCCCAAGCUGCCCGCCGGGGAUACCUCAUCAAGCUCCUGCAUGUCUUCCACGACCUUCUUCCUGGCUUCCUGGUAAAGAUGAGCCGUGACCUGCUGGAGCUGGCCCUGAGGUUGCCCCAUGUCGACUACAUCGAGGAGGACUCCUCUGUCUUUGCCCAGAGCAUCCCGUGGAACCUGGAGCGGAUUACCCCUGCGCGGUACCGGGCGGAUGAAUACCAGCCCCCCAAUGGAGGCAGCCUGGUAGAGGUGUAUCUCCUAGACACCAGCAUACAGAGCGGCCACCGGGAAAUCGAGGGCAGGGUCAUGGUCACUGACUUUGGGAGUGUGCCCGAGGAGGACGGGACCCGCUUCCACAGACAGGCCAGCAAGUGUGAUAGCCACGGCACCCACUUGGCAGGGGUGGUCAGCGGCAGGGACGCUGGUGUGGCCAAGGGCGCCAGCCUACGCAGCCUGCGCGUGCUCAACUGCCAAGGGAAGGGCACAGUCAGCAGCACCCUCAUAGGCCUGGAGUUCAUUCGGAAAAGCCAGCUGGUUCAGCCCGUGGGGCCGCUAGUGGUGCUGCUGCCCCUGGCGGGUGGGUACAGCCGGGUCCUCAAUGCCGCCUGCCAGCGCCUGGCGAGGGCUGGGGUUGUGCUGGUCGCCGCUGCCGGCAACUUCCGGGACGAUGCUUGCCUCUACUCCCCAGCCUCGGCCCCCGAGGUCAUCACAGUUGGGGCCACCAAUGCCCAGGACCAGCCAGUGACCCUGGGGACUUUGGGGACCAACUUUGGCCGCUGUGUGGACCUCUUUGCCCCAGGGGAGGACAUCAUUGGUGCCUCCAGCGACUGUAGUACCUGCUUUGUGUCUCGGAGUGGGACAUCACAGGCUGCUGCCCAUGUGGCUGGCAUUGCAGCUAUGAUGCUGUCUGCCAAGCCGGAGCUCACCCUGGCCGAGUUGAGGCAGAGACUGAUCCACUUCUCUGCCAAAGAUGUCAUCAAUGAGGCCUGGUUCCCUGAGGACCAGCGGGUACUGACCCCCAACCUGGUGGCCGCCCUGCCCCCCAGCACCCAUGGGGCAGGUUGGCAGCUGUUUUGCAGGACUGUGUGGUCAGCGCACUCGGGGCCUACGCGGAUGGCCACAGCCAUGGCCCGGUGUGCCCCAGAUGAGGAGCUGCUGAGCUGCUCCAGUUUCUCCAGGAGUGGGAGGCGGCGGGGCGAGCGCAUCGAGGCCCAAGGGGGCAGGCGAGUCUGCCUGGCCCACAAUGCUUUUGGGGGGGAGGGUGUCUACGCCAUUGCCCGGUGCUGCCUGCUACCCCAGGCCAACUGCAGCGUCCACACAGCUCCACCAGCUGGGGCCGGCAUGGGGACCCGUGCCCACUGCCACCAGCAGGGCCACAUCCUCACAGGUCACUGUGACUUGCGAGGAGGGCUGGACCCUGACCGGCUGCAGUGCCCUCCCUGGGACCUCCCACAUCCUGGGGGCCUAUGCUGUAGACGACACAUGUGUGGUCAGGAGCCGGGACGUCAGCACCACAAGCAGCACCAGUGAAGAGACUGUGGCCACCGUUGCCAUCUGCUGCCGGAGCCAGCACCUGGUGCAGGCCUCCCAGGAGCUCCAGUGACAGCCCCACCUCAGAACGAGUGCCCGGGGAGUGUCAGGGGCUGAGCUUUCAAAUGGUUCUGACUUGCCCCUA
This is a messenger RNA of Callithrix jacchus (white-tufted-ear marmoset), 3749 nucleotides long. RefSeq names its product proprotein convertase subtilisin/kexin type 9 (gene PCSK9). Gene Ontology annotation, biological process: proteolysis. The record is from RefSeq and is a predicted model, not a curated record. Lineage: Eukaryota; Metazoa; Chordata; Mammalia; Primates; Cebidae. Gene Ontology annotation, molecular function: serine-type endopeptidase activity.